This is a messenger RNA of Egretta garzetta (little egret), 4576 nucleotides long. RefSeq names its product DEAH-box helicase 33 (gene DHX33). The transcript is spliced from 11 exons. Bases 229 to 1833 code for a protein of 534 amino acids. Gene Ontology annotation, molecular function: RNA binding. Gene Ontology annotation, biological process: positive regulation of transcription by RNA polymerase I. Lineage: Eukaryota; Metazoa; Chordata; Aves; Pelecaniformes; Ardeidae. Gene Ontology annotation, cellular component: intracellular anatomical structure; nucleolus. The record is from RefSeq and is a predicted model, not a curated record.
GAAACGGGCUCGGGGAAGACCACUCAGAUCCCUCAGUACCUCUACGAAGCAGGAAUUGGCCGCCAAGGCAUCAUUGCUGUGACCCAGCCUCGCAGAGUAGCAGCUAUUUCCUUAGCUACCAGAGUCUCGGAUGAGAAGAAGACAGAGCUGGGGAAACUGGUUGGCUAUACUGUACGCUUCGACGAUCUUACAUCUGAUGAAACUAGAAUCAAGUUUUUAACAGAUGGAAUGCUGCUUCGUGAAGCUAUUGGGGACCCUAUGCUGCGGAAGUACAGCAUUGUCAUCCUAGAUGAAGCCCACGAGCGGACAAUCCAUACUGAUGUACUCUUUGGAGUGGUGAAAGCUGCGCAAAAGAAACGAAAGGAACUGGGCAAACUGCCACUAAAAGUGGUCGUCAUGUCAGCCACGAUGGAUGUUGACCAGUUCUCCCAGUACUUCAGUGGAGCUCCUGUUCUCUAUUUAGAAGGCCGGCAACAUCCUAUUCAGAUCUUUUACACCAAACAGCCUCAGAGUGAUUACCUCCAAGCAGCACUGGUGUCAGUCUUCCAAAUCCACCAGGAAGCACCCUCUUCUCAGGACAUCCUGGUGUUUCUGACUGGUCAGGAAGAAAUUGAAGCAAUGACCAAAACCUGUCGAGACAUUGCCAAGCAUCUCCCUGAUGGCUGCCCACAGAUGAUGGUGAUGCCUCUUUAUGCUUCUCUGCCCUACUCUCAGCAACUCCGCGUCUUUCAGGCUGCUCCCAAGGGCUGUCGUAAAGUGAUCCUCUCCACCAACAUCGCAGAAACCUCCAUCACCAUUGCAGGAAUAAAAUACGUUGUGGACACGGGCAUGGUCAAAGCAAAGAAGUACAGCCCUGAAAUUGGUCUGGAAGUGUUGGCAGUCCAGCGGGUGUCGAAGGCCCAGGCUUGGCAACGAACAGGGAGAGCAGGGAGAGAGGACAGUGGGAUCUGUUACCGGCUCUACACGGAGGAUGAGUUUGAGAAGUUUGACAAAAUGACAAUACCCGAGAUACAGAGGUGUAAUCUGGCCAGCGUGAUGCUUCAGCUCCUGGCCCUGAGAAUUCCCAAUGUGCUCACCUUUGACUUCAUGUCCAAACCGUCUCCUGAUGCUAUUCAAGCAGCGAUUGAGCAGCUGGACCUGCUGGGAGCUGUGGAACGAAAGGACGAUCAGCUUGUGCUAACCCCCCUGGGAAGGAAGAUGGCAGCCUUUCCACUGGAACCAAAGUUCUCUAAAACCAUCCUCCUGUCGCCCAAGUUCCACUGUACAGAAGAGAUCCUGACCAUUGUGUCGCUGUUAUCGGUGGACAGUGUCCUCUACAAUCCCCCGGCCCGGCGGGAUGAAGUGCAGUCUGUCAGGAAGAAAUUCAUCUCCAGUGAGGGGGAUCACCUUACCCUGCUCAGUGUGUACAGGGCCUUCAAAAAUGUCAGUGGCAACAAGGAAUGGUGCAAAGAGAACUUUGUCAACAGCAGGAACAUGAUGCUUGUGUCAGAUGUCAGAGCUCAGCUCAGGGACAUCUGUGUAAAGCUAUCAAUGCCGAUUGAGUCCUCCCGCUCAGACACGGGAAACAUCCGCCGCUGCCUGGCUCACAGUCUCUUCAUGAACGCUGCAGAGCUGCAGCCGGACGGCACCUACAGCACUGUGGACUCUCACCAGUUGGUGGCCAUCCACCCCUCCUCUGUGCUCUUCCACUGCAAGCCAGCCUGCGUGGUUUACAACGGGCUGCUUCACACCAACAAGUGCUACAUGCGGGACCUGUGCGUGGUGGAUGCGGACUGGCUGUAUGAUGCAGCACCUGACUAUUUCCGCAGGAAGCUCCGAAGGGCCAAGAACUGACCUGUGGGUCUGGGACCAACACGUCCAAGGUUUUUAGGCUCACCCUAAAAGACUAUUUUUUUGUUUUGUAAUGAAUAUAUGGGAGCAGUAGAGCUUUGCCUUGCAAAUCAGGUAAAAACCAUAGAGGAAAAUGGCUUCUCUAUGAGAGCUGGACCUCACAAGUCUCCCUGGCUUAGAACAAUCAUCCUUUUUAACAGUGAAGCUGUGAAGGGGGAACGUAGUAUGUAUUCUGUGCGUGCGUGUGUGUGUGAUAAAUCUUUACUGGGGGGAAAAGGAGAGCUGGUAUCAGAUUCCAGUUUUUAACACUUACUGAAGUUUAACAGGCUUGUAUACGAGGAAGUGAAAUCCUAAGAGCUCUUCUGAGCAGCCUUGGUAUUUUUGAUGAUUGUGCUUACAUCCUUAGCAGGUUUUAUUGGGAAAAAAGGAGAAAAAAGUUUAAAUGUCUGCAUACAGGGGAAGAAAAAUACCUUUUUUUACUGUUUCUAGAAGGGAGGUGCAACUGUCUUUUGCCUCAUCAAACAUCUUUCUGCCUGCAUGUCAUGUUCACCAUCUUAUUUGGGACCAUGCGAAGGCCAGCAACGGGAAUGCCUGCUUGGACAAGGUCUUCGCUGCUUGUGUCUGAGCCUCAGGGGCUGGCAGUGGUUUCCUGGAGAGGUUGUCCAGCUGCCUGCGUGCUUGGCGUCAUCUUUCUUCACCCUUUUGCUGUUAGGGCAUGUUGUUCCUCAGCAAAUACUUCUGUCUUUUCUGACUCUUGUCCGUGCACUCCUGGCUUUGGCAUUGGCACACCAUCCACAACAGCUAAUCAGGCCAACUUGAGGAAGACUCAGCAAAAUUCAAGUGAAGAUGUGGUUUAGAGAUUGAACUUCCUUUUAAGGGUCCUUGAUUCAUCAAAUGUUUGUGUUUUCUGCUCUGACACCAGUCCUUCUGCCCCCUUCUUCCUCCCCCAACCCUGUCCUGGUUAUACUUUGGUUUUCCAUUAGAAGUUUGGAGCUUGAUGUUGUCAAGAACCGCACAUCUACCAUUAGUAUCUGUUACUUGGGUUUUUUCUCCCAUAUUCCCUUGGCAUCUACCGAUCUCUAUUUUCCUGUUGGAGAAAAGUGGCAAUACCAAACGUAAUUGUCUUUUUAAAUACUGGAAUUAAGAAACUAGCGCCACUCCAAAGGGAAAGCUUGUUCUUUAAUGUGAAGGAAAGUGGAUUUAUUCCAUGAUCACCAUGUGUUGGUGGGGGGAAAAAUGUACAUUGUUUUUAAGUGAUAUCCUAAGUACUUCUAAAAUAACCUCUCUGGGAGAGGUAACUUCCAGUUUCAACAGAGUCUGUUGAUGUAGUGUAGUAAUUUGUACAGAAUUUUGGAUGAGUUGAACUGAAGCAGGUUAGGUGUCUGAAAGGGUGGGAGAGGAAGCUGUUCCGCACGUGCAGUGUCACUGUAUGAUGUAAUGGGGUUACGUUACAUGGGCUGUGACAGGACUGUGGUGUAUAGUCCUCGCGUCCUGCAUCCUUCAAAUAGCAACUUUAAGAAAAAAAAGAAAAAAAGGUUUAUAUUAAUAGGGCUGCUCAGGGAUGUGGUUGCAUUGGCUGUUGGCAAGCCCUUAUUCACUGCAUUCACUCGGGGAAAGCUGCUGGCUUUGCCCGUGAUCUGUGGGCACAAGCUGCAUUUGCCAUGUCACAAUUUUUCCUUUCUGGUUACACAUGUCACGGCUGCACAACACGUUGUACUAUGCUUUUUCUUUGGCCUCCAGUAUUGGCUUACCUUGCUUUUCUCUUUGAAAACUGGGGCAAAUACCUCUUUUGUUCUUUUUUCUUAUGUUUUUUUUUUUAACUGGAAUGUCACUUGUGCUGAUCUGCAAAUUGCUGUCUCCCAAAGAGUGUCAGUAGGUACCCGGUGUACCUGGGAUGGUCUCAUCUCUCAGCCUGUUCCUAGGAACGUCCGCAGGGGUGCAGUGGAAACGGACACCCAUCCCUUUGUUGUGCCUCUUUGCAAUAUUGUCCUUCGGUGGUUUGGGAAAAAAAAGAAAAAAAAAAGGCAAAACUUGUCACUUUUGUGUGUAUGACCAGCUGCAGAUCUGGACUGGCAUUUCAAGAGAUCGCAGCUAUUUCAGUUGUUCUCACAGGAAUAGCAGGGAAUUAUCAAAGCACUGUAUCGAUCUGUUUCUUGGUUUUACAGACUCUGCAUCUGUAAGGGAAAAUGUAGUAUAAGCACAUUUUGUUUGGGCAGUCUAAUUUAACAGUCUGUUUAAGGGAGGGGAUGAGUGUUUAUUUAGAACUAAUGUGUAUAUUUUUCCCCAAAUAAAUAAGUGAUGGCAAAAAUCCAAGUCCUGGGUGGGUUUUUGUGAGACAGGAAAGCUGUGUGGAUGGAAGAAAUGAUCAUGGGAUGUGGAGGUACAAGUCCCAGCAUUGUCAGUUCUUGCGGGAGUGUCUUCACGUUAAGCCAUCGAGGGUGUCUGUGUGCAGGUGUCGAGAUGUUAAUGAGAUGUGGGUCCCCGAAUCUGGGCUUUGCGUGCAGAACGGACCCAGUCGUGACAUGUGCUGUGCUCAAACACCAGCGUGGGGCUGACAGUAAAAACGCCAGUCCUUGGGUGUGAUGCUGGGGUGCUCUGUCGGCACAGUGGGGUGCUGUUGGUGUGAUGGUGGGGUGCUAUCGGUGCUCCCCUGCUGCAGCCCCGCGGUGGGCAGCGAUGGGCUGGGCCCUACUCAAUAGAGGGCAAUAGUGCCAGCCUUCAGACGAAGGGAACCCUUCAUGCCAGG